Molecule: messenger RNA, 225 nt
Organism: Vairimorpha ceranae
Lineage: Eukaryota; Fungi; Microsporidia; Nosematidae
Exons: 1
Coding region: 1-225 (74 amino acids)
Source: RefSeq, a predicted model, not a curated record
AUGAACGCCUCAAGAUCAAAGACUCUUGACAAUAUCGUAAAUGAAAUUAAGAAACGGUCCAUACUUCACUUUCCAGACACUUCUAAAGGUUAUAAUAUUACAACCAACGCAUCCGAUGAAGGGAUCAGUGCCUCCCUACGACAGGACAACAAAUUAAUUGGGCUCUUUAGUUAUAAAUUAUUAAUACCGGAGAGAGAUACACAGCCAUGGAAAAAAAAUCCUUAG